Molecule: messenger RNA, 1987 nt
Organism: Cornus florida
Lineage: Eukaryota; Viridiplantae; Streptophyta; Magnoliopsida; Cornales; Cornaceae
Product: cytochrome P450 CYP82D47-like
Exons: 2
Coding region: 289-1878 (529 amino acids)
Biological process (GO): defense response to other organism
Molecular function (GO): oxidoreductase activity, acting on paired donors, with incorporation or reduction of molecular oxygen; monooxygenase activity; iron ion binding
Source: RefSeq, a predicted model, not a curated record
AUUUGGUCUUCUGCACUUUUAUUUUUUUUAAUGGUAAAUCACAUUACAUCCUUCUUUUCUUUUCUAUCGGGUUUUUGCACUAAAUCUUUCUUUUCUAUUUUUUUUUUUUUUUGGUCAAAAAAUUCAAAAAAAACAUAUAUAUACAUAUAAAAAUACACAAUUGUUCACCAUCUGGACUGUUAAAAUACCUGCUAAAGUAUCUGUCUGUAGCCAGAUCCCAGCAUCAUAAUUCCUAACUCAUUAUAUAUUGAAUCUCAAAACGGCCCAAACACAUAAAAAUCAACAACAAUGGAGUCACUCCUCCUAACGCUUCCAACAACUGUAAUGCUGGCUAUAUAUCUACUUUUUUUUGUUUGCUUUGCCCUAUGGAUAACAAGGGUUGGUCACCUUAACACAGCUAGUAAGAAAAGAGUAGCACCCCAAGCUACUGGGGCAUUGCCUUUGAUCGGUCACCUCCAUCUCCUAGGAGGCUCUCAGUUGCCACACAAAACGUUGGGUUCUAUGGCUGACAAGUGCGGUCCAAUCUUCACCAUAAAGCUCGGGGUAAACCGAGCAUUGGUAGUGAGUGAUUGGGAGAUGGCUAAAGAAUGUUUCACCACCAACGACAAGGUCUUCGCCAGCCGUCCAAGGGCUCUAGCAGUGGAGCUCUUGGCCUACAACUAUGCCAUGUUUGCUGUGAGUCCUUAUGGCCAUUACUGGAGCCAAGUCCGGAAGAUAGUCAUGAUUGAGCUUCUCUCCAAGCCCAGGCUCGAUAUGCUUAGAAAUGUCCGAGUAUCGGAGAUAAGAACAUCCAUAAGAGAGGUAUAUAACUUAUGGGUUCAGAAAAGAAGUGCUUCAAAUGUGGUGACGUUGGAGAUGAAGCGAUGGUUCGCGAACUUAACCCUAAGUGUGAUGGUUAGGAUGCUUGUAGGGAAGCGAUAUUCGCUUGACGACGAAGAGGGGGCACGAGUUGAGAAGGCCAUCACAGAGUUCCAUAAAUUGUUGGGGGCGUUUUUGGUUUCCGAUGCCAUCCCUUUUCUGAGGUGUUUGGAUUUGGGAGGGUACCAGAAGGUCAUGAAGAAGACAGCAAAAGAAAUCGACAAUAUAGUUGAAGGUUGGCUAGAGGAGCAUAAAAGGAGGAGAGAUUCUGGCAUGAUGAAGAGCGAUCAUCAAGACUUCAUGGAUGUGUUGCUGUCGCUUCUUGACCAUACUGAGGCAGAAAAUUUUCCGGACUUUGAUGCUGAUACGAUCAAUAAAGCUACAUGUCUGACAAUGCUAACGGGGGGCACCGACACUACGAUUGUGACGCUGACAUGGGCACUGUCAUUGCUCUUAAACAAUCGACACGCUCUUAAAUUGGUCCAAAACGAGAUUGAUUUCCACGUUGGAAGAGAACGACUAGUGGAUGAGACCGAUGUGAAGAACUUAGUCUACCUCCAAGCUGUCUUCAAAGAAACCUUACGUCUAUACCCUCCCGGGCCACUAUCUAUACCACAUCUGUCCACGGAGGAUUGUGUUGUGGGUGGCUACAACAUCCCCAAGGGCACACGCCUACUGGUGAAUCUAUGGAAGCUACAUCGCGAUCCUAGUGUAUGGUCAGAUCCAAAUGAGUUCCGACCUGAGAGAUUCUUGACGAGCCACAACAACGUUGAUGUUAAGGGGCAGCAUUUUGAGUUGAUACCAUUUGGCAGUGGAAGAAGAAUGUGUCCUGGAAUUUCUUUGGGACUCCAAAACAUGCAAUUGACACUCGCUAGUUUGAUUCAUGGGUUUGAACUUGGGACUCAUUUAGAUGAACAGGUGGAUAUGAGUGAGAGCUUUGGACUAACCAACCUCAAAGCCACCCCAUUGGAGGUUCUUCUCACCCCUCGUUUGCCUCCUAACCUAUAUAUAUAUAUGUGAUAAAAUGCAUGUGAUCAUUAUAUGAUAAAAUGCAUGGGAUUAUCUUUAUCCGGUUGAACUUUAUCUUAUGUGUUUAAAUUUCCCUUAUCAGUAGUCUCUUAUUCCCAAA